Musa acuminata AAA Group (dessert banana) is the source of this 1267-nucleotide messenger RNA. Its product is annotated as short-chain dehydrogenase TIC 32, chloroplastic-like. The record is from RefSeq and is a predicted model, not a curated record. Lineage: Eukaryota; Viridiplantae; Streptophyta; Magnoliopsida; Zingiberales; Musaceae. Bases 195 to 1136 code for a protein of 313 amino acids. The transcript is spliced from 8 exons.
AACGUCGCGAUGCGGCCACAUUAGUCUUCGCUCUCUCGUGGACACAUCAAGUGGGAUGAUGCGGCUUCGUGCGUUCCUUCCUCGGUGCUCUGCUCCAAAAGAUCGGAGCACCGAUAUAAUCCCCAAAACCUUGUCGGCAAGAUCGUGGACAGAGAGACCAAAAGGGGAGAAGGGCGAGACGGACGGAGAGGGAGAUGUGGCCGUUCAGCCGGAAGGGGGCGUCGGGGUUCUCCUGGUCAUCCACCGCGGAGGAGGUCACCGAAGGAUUAGAUGGGAGCGGCCUCACCGCCGUCGUCACAGGAGCAUCGAGUGGAAUUGGUGCUGAAACAGCCCGGGUUCUUGCACUUCGAGGUGUUCGCGUAGUUAUGGCGGUUAGGAAUUUGUCGUCAGGUGUCACAGUAAAGGACUCGAUUUUAAAGGAAAUUCCGGCUGCCGAGGUUGAUGUCAUGGAGUUGGAUCUUACUUCGAUGGCAUCAGUGAGAAAGUUUGCCUCUGAAUUCAAUUCCUUAAAUCUUCCUCUGAACAUCCUUAUCAACAAUGCAGGGGUAAUGGCAACUCCAUUCUCACUCUCUCAAGAUGGUAUUGAGCUGCAAUUUGCAACUAACCAUGUUGGCCAUUUUCUUCUGACUUACCUUCUAUUGGACAAUAUGAAGAAUGCAUCCCGUACAUCCAGAAUAGAAGGCAGGAUUGUUAAUGUUUCAUCAGAGGGGCAUAGAUUUGCAUACAGUGAAGGAAUUCGUUUUGAUAAAAUAAAUGAUAAGUCAGGAUACAACAGCAUUGGUGCCUAUGGGCAGUCAAAGCUUGCGAAUAUAUUGCAUGCUAAUGAACUUGCAAAAUGCUUCAAGGAAGAGAAGGUGGAGAUAAUUGCCAAUUCUCUUCAUCCUGGAUCGAUUAUCACAAAUCUUCUUCGUUACCACAGUUUCAUAGAUGUCAUUGCUCGUACGCUCGGGAAGCUAGUGUUGAAAAAUGUGCAGCAGGGGGCAGCAACCACAUGCUACGUAGCGCUGCAUCCUCAAGUCAAGGAGGUGAGUGGCAGGUACUUUUGCGACAGCAAUUUAGCUGAGCCAAGUUCAAAAGCCAAGGAUGUGGACUUGGCGAAGAAACUGUGGGACUUCAGUGUAGAUUUAGUUACCUGAUAUGUUUGAAACCUAUGGUUAAUAGUACAACAAGUAUUGCUUGUCAGAACAAAUAAAUACUUCCAAGGAUGUUAUUGUGGUUUGUUCUGGAUUUAAUUUAUCGAUAAAGGACGUGAUACCAUUUGGGUUUA